Aplysia californica (California sea hare) is the source of this 861-nucleotide messenger RNA. RefSeq names its product cytoglobin-1. Lineage: Eukaryota; Metazoa; Mollusca; Gastropoda; Aplysiida; Aplysiidae. The record is from RefSeq and is a predicted model, not a curated record. Gene Ontology annotation, molecular function: heme binding; oxygen binding; iron ion binding. Gene Ontology annotation, biological process: oxygen transport.
GAACGUGGGGAAAGAGAGGGGGGAGGAGGAUACUGGACAGGGAAGGUAGAACGAGAGCAGUCCCCUGGCGAGGGACUGAGAGACGAAGGGAUAGAGAGAGGGAGGGAGAGGCACAGAGACAGAGAGAAAAAGAGAGAGAGAGACAGACAGAGAGGGCACUGUUUGAAGGAAAACGGGUGGUGUCUCAGUUGGGGAUGAACUCAGUAUUGAGUAGGAGGGGGUGCAAAGCGCUGGGUUUCUUUCUGUCGCUUGCUGAUUGUAUCGGUGAUUUUAUGUGGCGUUGUAGCGUCCAUCGCCACCAAGUGUUGUUACCAGAUGACCACUUACAGAACAGAAAUGAAUAUGUGUCGCGUCCUUCGCUCUCCUGCGCUCACUCAAGACGUGGUGCUUAGAAGCUGGACAUUCUGAGACAUCAAGUUAGAACUGACAUUUAGACUAUAUUAUAUAUUUCAAUUUGGAUUGACUGUGUUAGACCAAACGGAUUCUCGGUUGUGCAUUUUACUUGAAGGAAGUAAAUUUGUUACUGCAGACAGAGGUAAGGUGUCUAGCAUACUUGGGGGAAUUAAUGUAUUCAUAUUGACAACAUAAACGUGUGUGCUCUGUGAUAAACUACGAGGAGUUCAAGAAAUUCGGAAUACACGGCGACAGCGGGCUGUGUAUGAGAGAGCGCGCGGCUUUCCCCCCGUCCAAGAUGGCAGAAGGUGCGAACAAUAUGGGAGGGGGCGGAGGGCAUCAGUCCCCCAGACAAGCGACCCCUGACCCUCGUUUACCUCUGACCCCGAUGCAAGUGUUCAAGUUGAAAAAGAACUGGAAGGGAAUCAAGAGGAGACUGGAGGAUACGGGAGUGGAGAUGUUGAUCAG